AUAGGGCGAGCAGAGAUCGGUUCAUGCGACAAUACGAAACCUCAUUUUAAUUUGUCGCAAUUUUAAAUUAUCGUAAUGAAUCAUUAUAAUGCAAUUUGUGUUUGUUUGUGCGUUUUAUUCGGUAUUGUUAUGUCAGCAAGUGAAUUUACAGAUGAAGAGUACUAUCACCUGCCGGAUCUGUACCAUUUGGACGACUACACGAAAUGUCUGUCGCAGAAACAGGGCCUGUAUUGCCUGGGAACUUUCGAACUGUCACCAGCUGAAGAACAGAGUCCAGUUUUCGAUCUUAUCAAGGUGUAUUCAGAAAACCCUCAUCACUUUAACCGCACGAUCAUACAGCGCGGCUGGUGCGUCAGCAGUCGCAGCCUAAGAACCGAAGGCGAACCAGUGCGCAGAUUCACGAAAUGCGGUCAAGAUUGGGCCCGCUCCCGGGGGAUGAACGCUCGCCUGCUAAAACUCGAAUAUUGCCGAACUCACGAUGAAGCAAAAACUCCGAACGCUUCGGACCUGCCAGAAAGAGUGUUCCUCUGUGCAAUUAUCUGUAUUCUAAUCUUCAACGUCAUCGGAACGGCCUACGAUUUAUGGAAAGGAAACGAAGAAAAUAAAAACAAAAUUCUAAUGGCGUGGUCUAUACCCAGCAACUGGUCGCGCUUGACAUCGUCCUUGUCGAAUGAAGAUCCUCGACUUUCAUGCUUAGCGCCGUUUCAGGGAGCAAGAGUCAUCGUAAUGGCCUUGGUGCUGUGGGGUCAUGUGUUUUUCUCACACGCGUUGGUGUAUCUGCAGAACCCACGAGAUUACGAAAAAUCUCUCCACGGCGUUAUUGGCACACUGGUUUAUAAUGGGACAUCCAUAGUGCAGAUGUUCGUUAUUUUUUCAAACUUCCUCUGCGCAUACAAUCUACUAUUGCCGUCAAAUAAAAAACCGCUCACGCUAAGCAUGUUCCCGAAGCAAAUCGUCAAGAGAUAUAGCAGAAUAACUCCUAUGAACUUGCUCCUGGUGGGCUACGGAGCCACGUGGUGGGUUCAUAGCCGCGACGGUGCAAUAUGGCCGGUCCUAGUUGGAAACGAGAAGAUUUUUUGCGAACAAAAGUUCUGGUCUCAUGCGCUGUACAUCAAUAACUUUUACAUGCCUGAAAACGUUUGUUUCAUACAGACAUGGUUCUUAGCGGUUGACAUGCAGCUCCAUAUCCUAGCUCUCAUUCUGACUUUGUGUCUGGCCAAGCACCGACGCCAUGCCCUACGCAUCCUCGGAAGCCUGUUCGUACUAUCCUGUGCUGGUCUAAGUUUAAUGGUGUACUUAAAUAACUACUCGACGUUAUUACAAAUCGCUGAACCUGAUAAUGCACGCACGAUGCUCCGUAAUAAGCCGUCGUUUUACGAAAUGUACGUGAAUCCAUUUAACUCGCUACCAGCUUGCCUGAUGGGUUUGUUUCUGGCUCAUCUACUUUACGAAUUACAAGAGAACGGAUAUAAAUUUCACGAAUGCAAAUGGCUGAAGUACUCUCACGCUUUGAUGAUACCGCUGUACAUUUUAUGGCUGUUUUGCGGGAUUUAUUUCAGAGAACUAAAAUCUAAUAUAGACACAGCUCUAUUCAUUGGAUUGGAUCGACUGUUAUUCUGUUCAAUAUUCGCAGUAAAACUAAUGGGAUUUACGACAAUUCAAUCCCGGGCACGCAAAUUCUUUUCAUGGCGCGGCUGGGACGUAUUCGCCAGGAUGUCUCUGUCCGUCAUGAUGAUUCACUGGGUGGUCAACGUGACCAUUGUAGCAGCCAGACCUACACGGACCUUCACUAGUUUUAUAGACGUGUCCAUAGACGCGGCAGCAACGAUAGUGUUUACUUACAUCAUGGCUGCGCCAGCGACGAUCCUGGUGGAAAUGCCGAUGCAACGAUUUCUUGAUAACUUCACGCGAUGAAAUACAGUGAACUGUGUAGCCUUGUGUAUUUAGUGUAUAGGAUCCGAGUCACACGGACUGUUCGACUGGUGUGAAAAUAAAAAAAACAAGCUCUCACAUUACGCGCCGAGACGAGAUGAAAGCACUAAUUCUAGCGAAGAUUAAGCACGGGUAUAGGUUAUAAAAUUGCCCAUUGUGAACUGACCUUUCAAUCAGGUGAAAAUUGUUCACAGAAUAAGCACAACAUAAACAAAUUUAUCAUUACGGAUGUAUGACAAUGAUUCGAUUGGUUCGCCUUUGAAUUUUGCUGGAUUAAAAUUCACGUGACGUAUAGUGGUGGUUGUAGAAUUGUGCUUGCGUAGCUGGAAUAGCAUCUUAAUCUACCAGCGAAUAGAUUGAAAAAAAAAAUGUACUUGCUUUUUA
Messenger RNA from Bombyx mandarina (wild silkworm), 2316 nucleotides. Its product is annotated as nose resistant to fluoxetine protein 6. Gene Ontology annotation, molecular function: acyltransferase activity, transferring groups other than amino-acyl groups. The record is from RefSeq and is a predicted model, not a curated record. Lineage: Eukaryota; Metazoa; Arthropoda; Insecta; Lepidoptera; Bombycidae.